Molecule: messenger RNA, 4545 nt
Organism: Triplophysa dalaica
Lineage: Eukaryota; Metazoa; Chordata; Actinopteri; Cypriniformes; Nemacheilidae
Product: sialoadhesin-like
Exons: 16
Coding region: 1-2661 (886 amino acids)
Source: RefSeq, a predicted model, not a curated record
AUGACUGCUGAAAACGGAAGAGUUCAGUGUCACAGUGAAAAUAAAGACAAUUACAGCAUCACUUUGACAAAUGUGACAGAAGCUGAUAAACACGUCUACUACUGCAGAUUUAUAACAGACAGACCAGAUGGAAAAUGGACAGAAGUUCCUGGAGUUCAGCUUAAUGUCACAGACCUCCAGGUGGAGACACAACAGAGAGUGAAAGAGGGAGAUUCAGUCACUCUUACAUGUAAAACCACCUGCAGACUGACUGAAGAAACAACAUUCAUCUGGUACAGAAACACACAGACAUUAACUGAACACACAGUGAAUGAGUUUCAUCUGCAGUCAGUCAGUCGUCAUGAUUCAGGAGUCUUUAGAUGUGCUAUAAGAGGAUCUGAACAUCUGUCCUCUCCUGGUGUUCAUCUCAAUGUUGAAUAUCCUCCUGAGAAAAUCUCAGUGUCCAUCAAUUCUUCUGGUGUAAUAGUGGAGGGUGAUUCAGUGAAUCUGACCUGCAGCAGUGAAUCAUAUCCACCUGUUCACAUCUACAGCUGGUUUAAAGAGAAUCAAACAUCAUCUGUUGGAUCUGGACAGACGUUCAGCAUCACUAACAUUAAUUCUAGUCUCAGUGGAUGGUUUUACUGUGUGGCUCAGAAUAAACAUGGAUCUCAGAGAUCAGCUGCUGUAUCACUCACUGUUAAAGGAGUUCACUCAGUUUCUGGAUUUGUGUCAGGAUGUGGAGGACUGUCUAUUGUCUUCUUUAUGGGUCUUUUUAUUAAGAACAGGAGGACUGAUAAUAGAGAACAAGACAUGAAUCAGCAUCAGGUUAGCGAACACACAUCUUCAUCUUCACCUGCUGUAGAUUCUUCUUCAUCUCAUGAAUCCUGUGCUGAUGUCACAUUGACGGCUGUCUCGAAGCUUGUUAUGGCGGCGUGUUUCACAAUAUCUCUGAUGUUUCUGCUCAUGACUGCUGCUGUUGAUGGUCAGCAGGAUUGGGGAGUGAAUUACAAUCCUUCAUAUGUUUGUGCAUUAAGAGGCUCAACAGUGAGAAUGUCCUGUUAUAUAAAAUAUCCUUCUGACCAUGUGGUCAAUAAAACCGUCUGGACCAAAGCUGUUGUGACUACUGAAGAACCAGAUGACAUGUGUUUGUACGGAAGAGUUCAGUGUCACAGUGAAAAUAAAGACUCUUACAACAUCACUUUGACAAAUGUGACAGAAGCUGAUAAACACGUCUACUACUGCAGAUUUAUAACAGACAGACCAGAUGGAAAAUGGACAGAAGUUCCUGGAGUUCAGCUUAAUGUCACAGACCUCCAGGUGGAGACACAACAGAGAGUGAAAGAGGGAGAUUCAGUCACUUUUACAUGUAAAACCACCUGCAGACUGACUGAAGAAACAACAUCCAUCUGGUACAGAAACACACAGACAUUAACUGAACACACAGUGAAUGAGUUUCAUCUUCAGUCAGUCAGUCGUAAUGAUUCAGGAGUCUAUAGAUGUGCUAUAAGAGGAUCUGAACAUCUGUCCUCUCCUGGUGUUCAUCUCAAUGUAGAAUAUCCACCUAAAAUCUCAGUGUCCAUCAGUCCAUCUGGUGUAAUAGUGGAGGGUGAUUCAGUGAAUCUGACCUGCAGCAGUGAAUCAAAUCCACCUGUUCACACCUACAGCUGGUUUAAGGGGAAGAACAUGGUAAAAUCUGGAAACAUCUACAGCAUCACAAGUGUCAGACCAGAUCACAGUGGAGAAUACAAGUGCAAGGCCAUAAAUACACAUGGAGAGAAAUAUUCAGAAGCUGUGAUGAUGAAUGUGAUGUAUGCGCCAAGAAAUGUCUCGGUGUCCAUCAGUUCUUCUGGUGUAAUAGUGGAGGGUGAUUCAGUGAAUCUGACCUGCAGCAGUGAAUCAAAUCCACCUGUUCACAUCUACAACUGGUUUAAAGAGAAUCAAACAUCAUCUGUUGGAUCUGGACAGACGUUCAGCAUCACUAACAUUAAUUCUAGUCUCAGUGGAUGGUUUUACUGUGUGGCUCAGAAUAAACAUGGAUCUCAGAGAUCAGCUGCUGUAUCACUCACUGUUAAAGAUCCUCCAGAGAAAACCUCAGUGUCCAUCAGUUCUUCUGGUGUAAUAGUGGAGGGUGAUUCAGUGAAUCUGACCUGCAGCAGUGAAUCAAAUCCACCUGUUCACAACUACAGCUGGUUUAAAGAGAAUCAAACAUCAUCUGUUGGAUCUGGACAGACGUUCAGCAUCACUAACAUUAAUUCUAGUCUCAGUGGAUGGUUUUACUGUGUGGCUCAGAAUAAACAUGGAUCUCAGAGAUCAGCUGCUGUAUCACUCACUGUUAAAGGUGUUCGGGGUUCUUCUCUAUACAUCAUUUUUGCGAUUCUGGCAGAAUGUGUAGGACUCUUCAUCAUAAUCAUCAUUCUGAUUAUUAAAAAGAGGAGGACUGAUAGUAGAGCAGAAUACAUCAAUCAGACUGAGAUGAACCAUCAUUCAUCUUCAUCUCCACCUGAUACGGCUGUCUCGAGUGAUGAUACAUACACAGCUCUGAAUCCUGCGUCCAGAACAUCUGCAGACAUUUACAACACAAUCAGAUCGGAUCAGUGCAGGGCUGCUGAUGGCGUCUACACGACUUUUGAGCUUCAGUCCAGAUCUUCUGAAUAUGAUACAAUAGCAGUAAACACACAUUAAACUCUCUCUCGCUCUGACAGUGAGAGCUCUAGUCUGACUGGAAUGAUGUUAUUUCUUUAUUUGUUACUAAUAAUUAACAUCAAGUGAUCAAUACUUUUCUAUUAUUUAGUCAUUUAGUCAUUUAGCAGAGGUGAGACCAAGUCAUUGUUUUCUAGUCACAAGUAAGUCUCAAGUCUUUUUAUUGAAGUCUCAAUUCAUCUCAAGCCCCAAUCACGAAUUUCAGUUUUGUAUCGACAAAAAUCUGCAUUAUUGUGAUCAGUGUUUGUAUUUGUUGCGCUCUUUACUCUCUUAUUUUAUAUGUUCAAUUUGGUGUCUUUGGACUGUUGUUACUGUAUUAAACUACAAUCGUCGAGCCAAUUUAAGCCAAAAGAUCACUUCUGAUUAAUGUACUCAUUAUGAGAUUUUUUUAUCUGUUAAUAUCAGUUCUCUGCUUAUGAAGUAUGAACUUAUAUGAAUGUACACUGGGACAAUAUUUAGGAAUGAAAUAAUUUAUAUACAAACUGUUAAACAGCUUAACCACUAAGACAAACGAAGACAUGAAGAAUCUGUUUGUGAAUCUCAAUAAUUCAUUCUUCAACAAAAGAAAACUUCAUGCUACAAUGCAUGCUGGAUAACAUCAUAGUACAAAACUCAUUCAUGACUCACAGAAUGCAUUGCAGUUGACAUGGUUAUGUGAAUUAGUUUGAUCAUUUUCACCAUUGUUGAGGUUUGUAUCAUGAGUGCUGAUCUGUAGGUGUGUCUAAAGCGAUCCGUUUAUUUUAUCUAAGUUCCUAUGCAUUUACAAGUCAGAGCACUCACACCAGUCAUCUAUUUCUCAACAAUAUUACAUUUUAUUAUAUUAAACUUACAUAUAAAUAACUUGCUUUUGUGCAUGUCGGCUUUAGCGCACAAGUGUGCCUUCCAAAACACUAUAAUGUAACUACAUCAAGCACCACUUAAAAAGAAAAAUAAGUAACUUAAACGAAGCCAAAGAUCAAGAUCCCUCCUAAAGCAAACACUGAUCACAAUAAUGGUGGUUUUGAUGGGUACGAAAAUUAUAUUGAUUCAAUUCCAUUAACAUUCAGGUUCUUGUGAACCUCUAUUGAUCUGUCGCUAAAUGAAAUGAUGAUGAAAUUUUAGUGAUUUGUGAUUUGAUGAAUGUUGAGUUUUAGUGAUGCUUUUGUUCAUCUUAUGUCAUAACUGUGUGUUGCGUAACUGUAGAUGUUGUAAUGGCGACGUGUUUCACAAUAUCUGAGAUUUUCUGCUCAUGGCUGCUGAAAAGUGCAGAUCACACAGUGCAGUUCAUUAAAACUUAAUCUAGCAUGAUCUUAAAACUAACAAUAUUACUGCGUUAUCUAUUGACAUUUUUAAAUACACAUAUAAUUCUAUCAGCCAAAUUAAUCUUUACUUUUUUGGGGCCAGUAAAUCAAACUCAGUUACGAGUGCAUGAAGCCAGAAUGAGAUUUUCUAACCAUUGUGUCUCCCUUAGCAAAUUUUUAAACAGUCGCUUACAGUUAUUGUGAAUACAGGUUUAUUUUGACACCCCAAAUGGGAAUAACGCUUUGGAUUGAGUUUUUCAAUCAUCCAGUAGAUUACUUGAAGAAAACCAGGUUUGGUAGGUGGCGCUAUAUCCUCGAUUUGCAGUCCGGCUUUGCAAGCAUAUCAUAUUUGAAGUACAUCAUUGCAUCAAUGCAAACACUGGCCAAAAUAUGAUAUACUUUAUUACAGAUCCCAAAUGUACCACAAAAGUAAUUGAUUUCCACUAAAACAACCCUCACAGAUCGUGAAGCAACAUCUUUUAGAACUUACGCCAUGUUGCUUUUUUAAGUUGUUCUGUUUAAGAGAAAGUUUCUCUGGUGCUCUUCUGAUGUGUGACGUUUCAUGUUUAACAAAAACAGAAAUAUG